AUGGGACACGACUGGGCGGACGUGCUGGACCCACAAGUGCGCUUCGGGCCGAAGGACGGGCGCCCCGGACGCCGGGAGCACCACAAGUUCGGGGCGUCCAGCCGCAAGGGCACGUACUUUUAUCGGUUUCACAAGCUGGUGGGCAAGGCCAACUGGCGGAAGUAUCUGGAGCGCUAUAUGGCGCCUCGCGCCCUGGAGAAUCGCCAGAGGUGGAUCCCCACGCCCUACGCCACCUACACCCAGGGGAAGCACGCCCACUCCUGGAACUGGCGCCUGCCCAAGGGCCUGGCCGCGGCCACCACAGCGGAUGAGGUGCUGGAGGUUUGGCUCCAGUUCCGGCACAAGCACCCCAAGAGGACCUUUCACUACUUCAAGGUGCUGAAGAGGCUGACCGAUGUGGGGGGCUGCGAUCGUGGGGACUGGCGGCUGCGCUUCAUCAUGUCCCGGCUUCGGAAGCUCCACCGGAAGGUGCUGAACCUGCCGCGGCUGGCGGCCUACUAUGCGGAGCUGGGGGCUUUGGAGGAGUUGGAGCAAGUGUCGCGCUUCCUCCGCAAGAUGCUGCCCAAGUACACGAGCCACCAGCUGGUGGUGGCAGCCCAUGCCUUCGGCCUGGCGAAGCUGCAGGAUAAGCACAUGAUGGAGGAGAUCGCCCGCCUGCUCGCGCCGAAGCUCAGUGAGGUGACGCCCAGCGAGUUGGUGCGCCUGGCGCAGGCCUUUGCGGACACAGAGGUUUGUCAUUACACCUUCCUCUCGCAACUGUCAGCGCAGGCGCAGGUCCGAGUGCAGCAAGCCUCUACUGGCGAGGUGAUCCCCGGGUCUUGCCCCACGCUGCCGCAGCUGGCGGAGCUGGCGUCGCUCUUCGCGCAGCUCAAGUUCCAGGACUACUCCUUCUUCGAGAUGGUUUCUUUGCAGGCCUGCGCCCAGCUCAGUGGGGGCCACGCUGGCCCUACACCGCCCGCGCUGGCGCAGCUGUGCACAGCCUGCGCCAAGCUGAAGGUGCAUGAGAUCCAACUCUUCGAGGUGGUUCUGGCACAUGUGGCGGACCACUGGUACGACUACCCCGCCACCAGCCUGGCGGAGAUCGGCCUUGCGCUGGCACCGGUGAUGCCAGCGGAGGACCAGGUGCUGGACACGUACCGGAAGAUGUUCAACCAGAUCCGGCACGAUCGCAGCAUGCUGACACUGAGGCUGUGGACGCAUCACCUGGACAUGAAGGAGUUUACAGAAGGCCAUGGACCCCUCAGGGAAGCUUGA
This is a messenger RNA of Effrenium voratum, 1254 nucleotides long. Lineage: Eukaryota; Dinophyceae; Suessiales; Symbiodiniaceae. The record is from the annotation of a GenBank genome assembly.